Malaya genurostris is the source of this 1742-nucleotide messenger RNA. RefSeq names its product zinc finger protein 84-like. Gene Ontology annotation, biological process: regulation of DNA-templated transcription. The record is from RefSeq and is a predicted model, not a curated record. Bases 56 to 1726 code for a protein of 556 amino acids. Lineage: Eukaryota; Metazoa; Arthropoda; Insecta; Diptera; Culicidae. Gene Ontology annotation, molecular function: DNA-binding transcription factor activity, RNA polymerase II-specific; RNA polymerase II cis-regulatory region sequence-specific DNA binding. The transcript has 3 exons.
CGUCAAUUGUCAAAAUAAGUUUGUUUACAAUUGUUUGUAACAUUGGAUUUCGAUAAUGAGCCGUUGCUGGAUUUGUGGCAAUUUCGGUUCUGCUGAAACCAUGAUCCUUUUCUCGACUCCUGUUUUCGAAGGGCAAACUGCUACUCAAAUAAUUCAUGAAUGUUUCGGGCUAAUAUUAUCAGAGUACGAAGAAAUCAAUGAAUGCUGUUCUUGCUGUAGAAAGGAAAUUAUAUCCGCUUUGGUUCUAGUAAAGAAAAUACGCGAAUCAUUACAUAGGCUACAAUGCACUUCAUUGAUAAUGGAAGAAACAACUAAGCUGGAAAUUGUAGAGCCUACAGACAGAACAAUAGUUUCCGUCUUUAUUGCUGAAACGAACAUCAAGACUGAAGAAGAAUGCUUAGAAUUAUACGAUGGCAGCACUAGAAAAAAUGCUCCUAACACUCCAGUACCAAAAAAAAAUUUGAUGGACGAUUCUGAUUCUUUAACAAAUUCUCGAUCAGAUAAUGGUUUAUGCCAGAAGUCCCCAAAACACAGUAACAUUGGAAAAAUAGAUACUCCUAUAAUUCAAUCAGAUGAUGAAAAUUAUGCAUCGUCGAGUGACUCUGACGACACGGAUACCGAAGCUGAUGAAAGCCAAGAGAAAAAACGACUCUAUUAUGGUGUCAAACCGAAUUCCUUGCCCAAACGUUGCUGCGCUUGUAAAAAUUUACCCUUGGAUACACCGGAGAAAGUUGUGGAACAUUCUAUCAAAUAUCAUUCUAAACUGCGUAUCGUAAAUUCGAAGGAUUAUACAGACAAAAUAUUUGAAUGUUUGGUGUGUUUCAUGCGCUUCGACAAUAAGAAAUCAUAUCUCCAGCAUCAGCGAAAAAUGUACGUUGAAAUGUUACAUCCAUGCAAACAGUGCGAUGAAGAAUUUGCUAAUUUCUAUGUUCUUCAAAAACAUAUGAAAAACAAUCAUCAACGAAAACUUAAAAUUCAUGAACUCGAAGAAAUGCGUACGAAAAGCAAUAUUUGUUGCGGUUGCCGUGUUAAAUUUGGAUCUCAGCAUGAACUGAAAGAGCAUGCAAGAAAUGUGCACCUGCCUCAACGCGAGCAAAAUUACAACAGUAAUACGGUUGAAUGCGAUGUUUGUUACAAAAGCUACAAAUCAGCCAAAUAUCUCAAAGAUCAUCGUUUGCGGUUUUUCAAGAAGAAAAAUCUAAUUUGUUCUCAAUGUGGUCGAAGUUUUCGAGAAAGAUCGCAGCUAGAGGGUCACGAAGAUUCCCACCGUAACGUCCGUAAAUAUGAAUGCCCAAUAUGCCAAGCAAAAUUUUCCAUGAAAGCAUCUUGGCAGGUACACGUAAAAUAUCAUGAUGCUCAGGAAAACUUUCAUUGUGAGUAUUGUGGAAAAGGUUUCCGCAAGAAAGGUCUAAUGAAGGCUCAUUUACGCAUUCAUUCCACGGAUAGGCCACAUAAAUGCUCUAUGUGCCCUUUGACUUUUACACAGAAAAACCGACUGAAUUCACAUAUUCUUGAGCAUUCCGGUCUCAAAUCAUUCAAGUGUAGUCAUUGCUCUGCAUCAUAUGUUCAUCAACGAGCCCUAAGGAGACAUGUUCGAGACAAACACGAGGGAAUACAAAGUUUCAAGUGUACAUUUUGCCCCAAAGGGUUCAUUGAGCAAAAACCACUUUUAAUACAUUUGAAAACACAUGAACGUAGUGAGGAGGCCACUUUCUCAAAAAACUAAUGAACAGUAUUAUAUU